GAGCUAUAUAAGAAUCCCUCUUAUCUCUAAACUGACUACAGACCUAAAAGAGUUGAAGCAUGGGAGAAGGAGGAGAAGAGAUUGCGGAAGAGAAAGUGAUGGACAUUAGCCUUAAGGACCUUGCAAAGAAACUGGAGGACUUUGCCAAGGCCAGAGACUGGGAAAAGUACCAUAGCCCAAGGAAUCUUCUUCUUGCCAUGGUUGGUGAAGUAGGAGAGCUAUCAGAAAUAUUCCAGUGGAAGGGAGAGGUAGACAAGGGCUUGCCCAAUUGGGAAGAAUCAGAUAAGGAGCAUCUAGGAGAAGAGUUAUCUGAUGUGCUGCUAUACCUCGUUAGAUUGGCUGAUAUAUGCGGCAUUGAUCUUGGUGAUGUUGCAACCAAGAAAAUUAUCAAGAAUUCUAUCAAAUACCCGCCUAAGAUCUGCUAGAAAAAAAAAAUAUAAUAAUAAGAGAAUUUUUGUGUUUCUUUUUUGGUGAGCCUAAACAAACAUUUUGAUGGAAUCUCUGUAGAGAAUUUAUAAUAAACUUAGCCUUCUUCUUUA
This is a messenger RNA of Hevea brasiliensis (rubber tree), 539 nucleotides long. RefSeq lists its product as uncharacterized. Gene Ontology annotation, molecular function: nucleoside triphosphate diphosphatase activity. The transcript has 2 exons. Bases 60 to 425 code for a protein of 121 amino acids. Lineage: Eukaryota; Viridiplantae; Streptophyta; Magnoliopsida; Malpighiales; Euphorbiaceae. Gene Ontology annotation, biological process: nucleoside triphosphate catabolic process. The record is from RefSeq and is a predicted model, not a curated record.